GCCCACUUAACUGUCACUCGCAAUCCUCAGGAUCAAACCGGCCAUUGCCAACCAUAUACGCUCGGAAGUGGCGCUUCAAUCCAAGCCGGCUCAAUCCUCAUGUCGAUCGGCACUAGCCUGAUCGAAUUCCAAAUUUUGUGUGGAGUUGGAAACGGCUUCGGAGAGGAACAAGGCAUCGAUAUGGUGCAGACAAUCCUUCCUGGAAGAGAUAUAGCAAUCGGCGUUAGCAUUGUCUUCUUCGCAUAA
This is a messenger RNA of Penicillium coprophilum, 246 nucleotides long. RefSeq lists its product as uncharacterized. The annotation marks the transcript as partial. NCBI's taxonomy places the organism in Eukaryota, Fungi, Ascomycota, Eurotiomycetes, Eurotiales, Aspergillaceae. The record is from RefSeq and is a predicted model, not a curated record. The transcript is spliced from 2 exons.